AUGGCAACAUCAAGCAAAACCAAUACUAGACGUUCAGUUUCAAAAAAAAAUGAAUAUCGUCAAGUACAAGUUCGUAUGCGUGAAAUUCUUCAACGAGCUAAUGCAUUGUACGAAAGAUUACCUCAUUCAUCAUAUAUAACAGAUAAAGCUUUUCAUGAUAUUGAACAAGAUUAUAUGGCUAUGUCUGAUGAAUUUCAAGAACAACUUAGUCAACUUACACAACAUUAUUAUAAUAUUCAAGAAUCAAAAAAUAAAUCAAAUCGUAUUCAUAAACAUUCAUUUUCAACACCAAAUUCAUCAAGACAAACAACAAAUACUGAAAUAUAUCAAAUGAAUCCUAUAGUCGACGAUAUUGAAAAUGUACUUAAUUUAAUAGUACAACAAUUUAAACAAUACCGUUUUAAACCUGCAUAUUCUUAUACUGGAGUUAAAACAACUACACAAUCAAUGAACGAUCAAUAUGAUGCAAUAAGUGGUAUAAUGAUUCAUCAACUAUAUGCAGUAGAUUUAGAUAUACUUACCAAUUGGGUUGUUGCAUCAUUUGAACGUCGAAUAUUUUUUUGUAAUAGUGAUGGUGAUAUACGUAUUUUCUCAUAUUCACGUCGUUUUCAUCGACAACCAUUAUUAACUGAACGAUUUCAUUUAUCAACUAUACGUCUUAUUACAUCAUUUACUGUUACACAAGAUUAUUUAAUUACAUUUGAAGCCGAUACUCAGUUAAUUUCAUUAUAUACACAUCAUGGCGCAUUACUUAAUCGUUCGAACUUUCCCUAUGAUCCAAAUAUAAUUAUUCGUUGUGAUUAUUUAACUAAAAAUGAAAUUUGGACAUGUAGUCAAUCAAAACGUCAAUGUAUUCAAUUUCAUAUAGAUCAUUCAACGAAAGAAAUACAUCGUAUUCAACAAUUAAAUUAUAAAUAUCCAAUAUCAAAUAUUUUAAUUGAUCCUGUUGGUAUAUCAAGUGAUGAGCAACAUCGUAUUGGUGUACAUGAUAUUAAUACGAUCACAAAUGAUCGUUUAUUAGUUUAUUCUAAUGAUCAACAUCAAAUUAUACCACUUAAUUCAAUCAAAUAUACUGAUCGACGAGGAUUAUCUCGAAUUGAACGUGUUUUAUUAGUACCAAAACGACCGAAUUUAAUUGUUGUAGUUCGUGUACCACAAUUAACAACAACAAAUUUACAUGAAAUUGUAAUUGUUGAUAUAGAAGUACAACCACCAAAAAUACUUUAUUGUUUAACUGAACCAAAUGAUAUACAAAAUAUUGAUUUAACAUUAAAUGGUGAAUUAGUUUAUACUGUUAAACUACCAUUAAAUAAACGAAUAGCAUCAAAAAUAUAUAUUUAUAAUUUAUUUAAUUGA
This is a messenger RNA of Adineta steineri, 1356 nucleotides long. NCBI's taxonomy places the organism in Eukaryota, Metazoa, Rotifera, Eurotatoria, Adinetida, Adinetidae. The record is from the annotation of a GenBank genome assembly.